This is a messenger RNA of Venturia canescens, 1462 nucleotides long. RefSeq names its product odorant receptor 4-like. Gene Ontology annotation, cellular component: plasma membrane. Bases 62 to 1342 code for a protein of 426 amino acids. Gene Ontology annotation, molecular function: olfactory receptor activity; odorant binding. Lineage: Eukaryota; Metazoa; Arthropoda; Insecta; Hymenoptera; Ichneumonidae. The transcript has 7 exons. Gene Ontology annotation, biological process: detection of chemical stimulus involved in sensory perception of smell; sensory perception of smell. The record is from RefSeq and is a predicted model, not a curated record.
AAGGACUGAAGUCCUUAUUAACAACAUUUCGUGAAAUAUAUUUCGGUAAAAAAACAACAUAAUGGAUGUGUUAAAACUCGACGAUAAUUAUUUGAACUUCAAUAUACAAACUUUGAUGGUUUUGGGAGUGUGGAACCCCUUCAAAAGAGAAAGUCGAUACGACCUGUUGUACAAGUACUAUGGGAUUGGACUGUUCUGCUUGGCCGGACUGCCACAAAUGACAGCAUCAGUGAUGCACGCGUGGAGUAAUAAAAACGACAUGGUCGCGCUCACACAAAAUUUCACUAUCGUAGCCGGUAUGGCCUCGACGCUGAUUAAAGUUGUGAAUCUGUGGCAGCGACAAACCGACGUCAAGAAACUUGUCGACCUGCUCAAUUACGAAAGACGGCAGCCUUGCUAUCGAAAGUUUGCAAUUUAUCGCGAGAAAAUAGUUACUGGAACCAUACGAAUCUGCAAGUUGUUCAGCCUUACAUUCAUCGUCAUGGUCUUCUGGUACGCGGUUUUUUUAUAUGGAAGGAUUCUCGUUUAUCACAAGGGAAACGUCGAUAUGUUACCGUUGAGCCCCAUCGUGAGAUGCCCACCGAACAAGACUUCCCUCUAUUGGUUAUUAUUCAUCUACGAUGCAACGAGCUUCUGUUACAUCGCUGGAGCUGUCGCAUCCCAAGAUUCACUUUUUAUGGUUUUCCUUAUACACCUCGCAACUCAAUUGGAUCUCGUAGAGCAAAGAUUGAUAUUUUGCCACGAUAAAUUGGGCCCAGAAUACGAGGCAGCACAUAUCGAGAAGGUGAUCGAUAGGCAAGAUUUCAAGAUCGAAUGUGUCUGUCGAUCAAAUGUUGAACAAGUCUCGAUAGACCCCGUGACGGAAUUACAAAUCUGUAUAGAACACCAUCAGCAAAUAAUCAGAUGCGUUAACCUCGUCCAAAGCAUAUUUAAUCACACUUUGCUGUUACAAUUCGCCACGAGUCUUGUCAUGAUAACGAUGACAGGUUUCCAAUUAGUAGCAGGUCGUCGAUUGAGCAGCAACGAAUUCAUCGAACAAGUUACUUUAUUCCUCUGCGCAUUGUUUCAACUUUUCAUUUAUUGCUGGUUCGGUACUGAUAUUAUUGCAAAGAAACGUUUCCAGAGUCAGAGCCUCAACACGUCGGCUUACAACUCGAAAUGGUACAUCGCGGACGAACGUUUCAAAAAGACGUUGAAAAUCCUCAUGUGCAAAGGACAAGUACCAAUAAAAAUUCGAGUUGGUUACGUUUUUGAAUUGUCCUCGACGACGUUUAUGAAUGCAAGUGAACUUAUGUUUGAUAAAAAAAAAAGGAAAGAAUUGGUGCAAAUUCAAAACAAGUGAAAUUUGAAUUAAUUUCUUCGAGAGUGUGGUUUUUCUAAUGGUUUUCUUCUUACAUUUGCAGAUCGUCAGCAAAUGUUACUCGGCCAUGGCCCUUUUGCAACGAGCUGACGAAUAAGCAAU